Molecule: messenger RNA, 624 nt
Organism: Aspergillus mulundensis
Lineage: Eukaryota; Fungi; Ascomycota; Eurotiomycetes; Eurotiales; Aspergillaceae
Product: DsbA family protein
Exons: 5
Coding region: 1-624 (207 amino acids)
Source: RefSeq, a predicted model, not a curated record
AUGGCUCUUGCCCCCAAAUUUGCGGGACAGAGGUUGAUGCCUACCGCUGCUCACCAGCAACAUACGCUUGAAAUAUACCUUGACUAUGUCUGCCCUUUCUCUGCCAAGUUAUUCAAGACUUUCUAUGCUGCAGCCCGACCGAUUAUUACUGAGAGGUAUAAAACACGUCUUCAAGUGAUCUUUCGCCAGCAUAUCCAACCUUGGCACCCAUCAUCUACACUCACGCAUGAAAGCGCCGCUGCAAUCCUCAAGAUAGCACCGGAUAAAUUCUGGGAGUUCAGUGCAGCCUUAUUCGAGCAGCAACAAGAGUUCUUCGACGUCAACGUUGUGAAUGAAACUCGCAAUCAGACGUAUGACAGGCUUGCAAAUAUUGGUCAAAGGGUUGGCGUGGACAAGAAUGAAAUUCUGAAACUGCUGACAAUAGCCUCGGAAAUCGACGAAAAUGGACAGUUGAACACCGGGAAUAAGGUCACCAAUGAUAUCAAGGCCAUGGUCAAAGCAAGCCGAGUGGUUGGGGUUCAUGUUUCUCCAACAGUGUAUUUUAAUGGCGUUGAAGAACCAGGAAUCAGCAGUAGUUUCACCGCUACUCAAUGGGAGCAAUGGCUGGCCGAAAACGCAGUCUGA